Messenger RNA from Physeter macrocephalus (sperm whale), 1914 nucleotides. It is a transcript of the gene CTTN, whose product is annotated as cortactin. Gene Ontology annotation, molecular function: actin filament binding. NCBI's taxonomy places the organism in Eukaryota, Metazoa, Chordata, Mammalia, Artiodactyla, Physeteridae. The coding region runs from base 210 to 1706 and encodes 498 amino acids. Gene Ontology annotation, cellular component: lamellipodium; actin filament; site of polarized growth. Gene Ontology annotation, biological process: regulation of actin filament polymerization. The record is from RefSeq and is a predicted model, not a curated record. The transcript is spliced from 17 exons.
GGAACCGGAAGUGGAGAGGGGCGCCUAGGAGCGGUAGGAGCGGCGGGAGUGGGGGGCGCGGCGGAGGCAGGGCGGAGCCGGGCCGGACCGGACCGGACCGACCCCAGCGGUGACAGAAUCAUUCACAAAUGCCUGGAAAUUCCUCGUUGGAUUCUCGUGUUUUAAACAGAGUUUUGUGAGCAUCUUUCAUCUUUACUUGGAAAAGAAAGAUGUGGAAAGCCUCGGCCGGCCACACCGUGUCCAUCACCCAGGACGACGCGGGAGCUGACGACUGGGAAACCGACCCCGAUUUCGUGAAUGACGUAAGUGAAAAAGAGCAGCGAUGGGGGGCCAAAACCGUCCAGGGGUCUGGGCACCAGGAACACAUCAACAUACACAAGCUGAGAGAGAAUGUGUUUCAAGAACACCAGACCCUCAAGGAGAAGGAGCUCGAAACGGGACCCAAAGCCUCGCACGGCUACGGAGGGAAGUUUGGUGUGGAGCAGGACAGGAUGGACAAAUCAGCUGUCGGCCAUGAGUAUCAGUCGAAGCUUUCCAAGCACUGCUCGCAGGUCGACUCCGUCCGGGGGUUUGGAGGCAAGUUUGGUGUCCAGGUGGACAGAGUUGAUCAGUCUGCUGUGGGCUUUGAGUACCAGGGGAAAACUGAGAAACACGCCUCGCAGAAAGACUACUCGAGCGGUUUCGGUGGCAAGUACGGUGUGCAGUCUGACCGCGUGGACAAGAGCGCGGUGGGCUUCGACUACCAGAGCAAGACGGAGAAGCACGAGUCGCAGAGAGAUUACUCCAAAGGUUUUGGUGGCAAGUAUGGUAUCGACAAGGACAAGGUGGAUAAGAGCGCGGUCGGCUUUGAGUAUCAAGGCAAAACCGAGAAGCACGAGUCCCAGAAAGACUACGUGAAAGGCUUUGGAGGGAAGUUCGGUGUGCAGACAGACAGACAGGACAAGUGUGCCCUUGGCUGGGAUCACCAGGAGAAGCUGCAUCUGCACGAAUCCCAAAAAGACUACUCCAGAGGCUUCGGUGGGAAAUACGGGGUGCAGAAGGACCGGAUGGAUAAGAACGCUUCCACCUUUGAGGACGUUGCCACGGUGGCCUCCACUUAUCAGAAGACUGUCCCUGUCGAAGCAGUGAGCAGCAAAACCAGUAACAUCCGAGCUAACUUUGAAAACCUGGCGAAGGAGAAGGAACACGAGGACGGGCGGAAGGCAGAGGCGGAGCGGGCGCAGAGGACGGCGAAGGCGCGGGCGGCGGCACGGAGGCAGCUGGACGAGCAAGCCCGGGCCCAGAAGCCCGCGCCCCCCGCCUCGCCCACGCCCCAGCCGGCCCAGGAGAGGCCGCCUUCGAGCCCCGUCUGCGAGGCCGCGGCUCCGCUCCAGGCCGAGCCGAGCUACACCGGUGAGCCUGAGCCGGUGUACAGCACGGAGGCCACCGAGUACCAGGAGACCUAUGCCCCGGAGGCCGGCUACGAAAGCACGGAGGCGCCGGGCCACUACCAAGCAGAGGAGGGGACCUACGGUGAAUAUGAGAACGACCUUGGAAUCACAGCCAUCGCCCUCUACGACUACCAGGCUGCGGGCGAUGAUGAGAUCUCCUUCGACCCCGACGACAUCAUCACCAACAUCGAGAUGAUUGACGAUGGCUGGUGGCGCGGGCUGUGCAAGGGCAGGUAUGGGCUCUUCCCCGCCAACUACGUGGAGCUGCGGCAGUAGGUAGUUGGCCGUGCCCUCCCCGCAGCUGGCCACGCCUUCGCUGUAGCUGGCCACGCCCUUGCCGUCUGUGGCCACGCCUGCCUUCUGGUGUUUUCUUCAGGGUGCCGAGGGGAGUAUGCAUACUGCUUUUAUGUUUAAUACUUUUGCUGAUGCUUUUGAAAAUGUUUACGCCACAGAACUUGCUAAUAUAUUGUAAUCAUGCUCCUUG